This is a messenger RNA of Scleropages formosus (Asian bonytongue), 11896 nucleotides long. It is a transcript of the gene pkd1b, whose product is annotated as polycystic kidney disease 1b. The transcript has 39 exons. Lineage: Eukaryota; Metazoa; Chordata; Actinopteri; Osteoglossiformes; Osteoglossidae. The coding region runs from base 59 to 11743 and encodes 3894 amino acids. Gene Ontology annotation, biological process: calcium ion transport. Gene Ontology annotation, cellular component: plasma membrane. Gene Ontology annotation, molecular function: protein binding; monoatomic cation channel activity. The record is from RefSeq and is a predicted model, not a curated record.
UACCGUCCAGCUACCAGUCCUGGCCGAGUCUCCGGACACAGGACAAAAGAAAGUGGAGAUGAUGCUCUUCCCGGGCCUCUGGUUCAGCCACACGGGCCGUGUGCUCUCCGUGGAGCUAGUGGCACAGCGGAGCGAUCGCCGCUCGUAUGCAAAAGUGCAGAUCCUGCGCCCCUACUGCAGUCCCAACCAACACCUGGUACCCCCCGGCUGCAGCUCCUUCCACAACCCGUUCAGCUGCUGCUCAGCUGAGCCACUGUGCAACACCACGGGCGGCUGUGCCAGCGGGUACUACUGGUGCCACUUGCUGGAGAUCUGUGUCCCCGUUUCCAGCCCCUGCAGCCCCUAUGCCUCCGAGACCUCGGGUCAGGCCUUCUCCUUGCCGCCACGCUACCCUGCCGCCACCCCCUUCUACCACCUGGUGGCAGACUUGCCGCUCCACUUGCCUCCAAGUUCGGAGCACGUCCACGUAAAUAUGAUGCUCUCAGAGAAGGAGAUAAAUGUGUAUCCAGACGACAUCUUGGCUGUCCAGCACACCGGGCAGGAGGAAGGCUUCCUGCAUUGUCCUCAAAGCUCCACGUCACCCUGGCGCCAGAGCUACUUGUCCGUCCCAGGGCCGGAGUGGGGAGGCUGGCUGGAAGGCGGUCUCACGGUUGUGCCAGCUGGGGCACAGUGGCUGGACGGGGUGGUGUGUGACCUGCGUGUCCUCUACGCCGACACAGUACACGGCUACGCUGUCUCCUCAGGGCAGAGUGAGGCCGGACACCAAGUCCACACCCGCAUGGGGACCGUGAGUCCCUCAAGAUCCGCUGAGCCCGGGGGGUUGCCGAACACGGUUAUGGAAGUUGCCUUCGUACACCCUGCGCCAAACAGGGAGGGCCAAAUCCACAUCCCAGUCAAUACACCCACCAUCAUUGUAAUCAAAAUUCGGUCUGGGGCCAACGCUACCAGUUUCUGGUCUGACCCAGUGUCCCAGACAGGAGUGCCCUUCCUGCCAUCCUGCCCUCUUCCGCUGGCAGAGUUCAGCCUUGCCUGCAACAGAGAGACCCCAGACACCUUGUUUUCUCACACCUGGGUGGUGUUGUCUCACCCGGGGUCCCGCAUACUCAACAUCAGCGUGUUGAGCCAAACGGGCUCCCGGAGCGUGUCCGUCCAGCUGCGGGCGCACCGGUCGGUCCUGGGGCUCAGCGUGCUGCCACGUGGGGACCAGAGGAUGCUGGUGAACAUUCCUCAGGUGUUCACCGCAAUGGUGCGCAGCGGCACUCCAGUGGAAUACACCUGGGUCAUUGACAACCUCACCCAGUUUGCUUACAAAGGACAAAUUUACAGUGUGGUCUUUAAUAAGCCAGCCGAGUACAAGCUUGUGGUGACAGCACAGAACCCCGUGAGCUCACAGUCUCUGGAGGUGAAGCUCACAGCGGACAACAUGAUCCCGUUGGCUGAACCCACCUUCCUGUCAAUCAGAGAAAUCAUGCCAGUCGAAACUCCACAGCUUUUCACCUUUCGGGUCAAAGUGGACGUCUCUGUCGGGGUCACAUUCUGGUGGGAUUUUGGUGAUGGCAGUCCAGGUAUGAAUCAUUCUUUUCCGUCUGCUGAUGAGUCCAGAGAUCGACAACUGGAGCCUGCAGAGAAACAGAUCUACCUGCAGGAUUCCGUGAGCCACACCUACCUACAGCCAGGUGAUUAUGUAUUGAGGGUCCAAGUCUUCAACAUUUACGACAAGACCGGGAAGGACACAUUGGUGAAAGUGCGAAGUCCACUGACCAAGCUGCUAAUUUCUUCUACGCCUCCUGUUCCUAUUGUCAACCAGACCUUUCACCUAGAAGUUCUUCCAUGGCCUUCCUCAUGCGGAAUCCUCUACACGUGGAACUUUGGAGGAAGUAUCCAGGAAGUGACAGGAGUGAAUCGCACAGUCAGCUAUGCAGAGCGAGCAGCUGGCGUAUACAAUGUGACAGUCAGGGCCAACAACACAGUGUCAGUGCUGACUACCUGGAUGGCUUUGGAAAUAGUGGAGAAAAUCUCUGGUUUCCAGUUGAGUUACAAUGGGCCAAAUGAGUUGGGUUCCAGCACUGUCAUAAGAGGCAAUGUAUUAUCUGGCACUAGUCUCCAUUGGACAUAUGACAUGGGUGAUGGGAGUUUGUUUGAAAACAUCAGUGAGAGCUCUAUAUCCUACACCUACAAGUCUCCAAGGAAUUACUCUGUCAGAAUAACGGUGAAAAAUGCGGUAAGUCAGGUGGCCCAAUCAAUCAUCGUUGAGAUCUACGAGCUGACAAUCAGUGAGAUCCUACCAUGUGGUUGUUUAGAAAGUGGCCGUGAGAUUUAUUUUAGAGCAAUAGUGUCAGCGAUCGAGGCCAAAUUGACGUUUUGCUGGAAUUUUGGAGAUGGAACUCCAGAGACUGAAAUCCGAGGGAAUUCCACUGCUUCUCACAUGUAUUCCCUUCCAGGGAGCUAUGAAACCACUGUGAAGGUUUUUAGUUCUGUGGGGUUUGCUUUUUAUAGAAAGUAUAUAUGCACUGAGGCCCCCAUUACAGCUGUAAAUCUACAUUCUUCUAAAGAAGCAGUUGCAGUGGGUGAGGAAGUUUGUUUCAACACUUUUCUUCAUCCACAGUUGGACAAGUUGCACAGGUACCAGUUCCUGUGGAACGGCUUUGAUAACAAUUCAUUUGUCAGAGGACCUUCAAAUAAUUGUUUCGUGUUUAAAGAAGACGGGAAUUACCAGAUCACAGUGGAGGCAAGAAACAAUGUCAGCACCAAGAGAGCCAAAGCUUCUGUCGUUGUCCAAAAGCCGGUACUGAGCCUGAGUGUGAAAAAUGCAACUCACCAUGGUGCAGUGGUGGCUAACAGGUCUUAUUUAUUUUGGGUAGAAACUUCCUCUGGUACAAAUGUAACUUUUCUCUGGGACUUCGGAGAUGGAUCAUCUAGGACGCAAGGUGAAAACGUUUCUCAUGUUUUCACAUCGGCAGGACAGUUCGAAGUCUUUGUCACUGCUUUGAAUGCAGUGAGUCGACUUUCUCUGAAAUUGGAGGUGACUGUAAUGGUUCCUUUGUCAAACUUAAGACUGCAAGUCACAAAGCCAAUUGCAGGAGUAGGAGAGGAGAUACUAAUAACUGCAGUGACUGAUGUCAUGAAAAAUGUUAGUUUCUACUGGUCCGUAGAGCCUUCUAUCCCAGCCAAGUUGGGAACAUCUAAUUUCACUUAUGCCUUUCCCAGAGCAGGUAUCUACCACGUACAUGUAACUGCAGAGAAUACUGUCAGCAAACAGGUGGCUACAGCUACAAUUGAUGUCUUGGAGCAUAUAAAAGGCGUUCAGAUUACAAGUGAGAGUCUAAUUUCAAUGAAGUAUUUACCAACUCAGGAGAACGUGCUUUUGACUGCAUCAGUAACAUCUGGCUCCGACUUGACAUAUUCCUGGCUCGUCUACCACAGCGGAAAAAACAGGUCUGUGCAUGAUGGAGAAAAUUUCCAACUGUUCGCGGAAGCUCCUGGAGAUAUUUGGGUGGAGCUGACGGUCUUCAACAAGCUAGGGGAAGUUAACACCACUGUUUCGCUCAGAGCGGAGGAGCGCAUUUCAGGAGUAACAGUUCACGCAACAGGAGAUGCAGUGGCAGUAGGCAAACCCGUGGAGAUCUCAGUAAGUGUGAGAACUGGAAGUAACCUCCAGUAUCUCUGGUACGUGGGCACAAGUGUACUUCCCAUGCAAUCAGCGCUUCCUUUUCUUCUACACAUUUUUCAGGAUAUUGGAUCUUCUGUCAUCAAAGUAUCAGUAAGCAAUGCACUUGGAUCCAGUGAAGCUAUGAAACUGCUCACAGUACAGGAGGAAGUUCAAGAGGUUAACUUCAAAAUCAAUGGCAAAGAAUGUCCAUUCUUUGUCACAUCAGAUUCUGAGCUGGUUCUCUUGGGUUCCGUUAAGAAGGGUAACUAUCUAAAUUGGGCAUGGAAAAGUUUCUCAAACAACACAGGAUUUACUGUUCUCGGAAACAAACAAUCAGUUCUGUACUCCUUCUCAGAUCCAGGAGUUUACAAGUUGCUACUCAAUGCCUCGAAUGACAUCAGCUGGCAAGUAGUUUCUCAUGAAAUUAUCGUCCAGGAAGCAAUCCGUGGUUUGUCUUUAAGUAUAAAUAGCUAUACGGUCUGUUCGGGCGACCCUAUCAUCAUUAGGUUGACUACCUUAACAGGAAGUGAUGUAGUUUUUUCUCUACAAUUUGACAACUCAAACCUACCGGUUAAUCUAGACCAAAAGGACUUUAUAACAAAGAACUUAUCUGUGGGAAGCCACACAGUUACAGCUAGAGCCUGGAACCAUGUGAGCACCUGUGCUGUGAACGUGACUGUCACAGUGGUGGAGAAGAUCUUGGGGCUGAAACUGGUCAACUGUUGCACUGAAGCUCUGGAGUCCCGGAAGGAGAUCAGCUUUGAAGCUGAAGUUCUUAAUGGAACGCCAACAAUGUACCACUGGACGUUCGGUUUAAUGGGAUUCCAGCCUUGGCGAUCUGUGGGACCAAAGGUCCUGUAUUCCCCUCCAAGCAAUGGAUCGCUGGUUAUACAUGUAGAAGUCAGCAAUGGAUUUUGCUCACUAUCCUUAAACAAAACACUAAGCGUAAGGUGGCCUGUUCGCACUGUCCGGCUAGUAUCAAACUCAACUGUAGUGUUCACUGGUGAUACAAUUGCCUUUUCUGCCAUAACAGAUCAUGGAAGCAAUCUAAGGUAUAAAUGGGAAUUUGGAGACACAGCUGAGGCAACAUUAAUUACUGAUUUUCAUACAAUGAGUCACAGGUUUAAUCUUCCUGGUAGCUAUGUUGUGCAGGUUACAGUGUUCAAUAACAUCAGCCAAGUUGUAGCACAACUUUCCAUUGAGGCCAAGAAACUGGAAUGCAUCGUUCCUCGAGUCUCCCUGAUUCAGAAACAAUCAGUGAUCAUCAAAUCCAGGCCUAGCCACUUCGAGGCCAUUGUGGACCUCCAAGGGUGCGUUGCAUACAAGGCAAGCCACCUGUGGGAAGUCUUCCUGGCUCCAGGAUGCAAGGAACGGGACAGUGUUCCAUUGGUGGGUGUGUCAGGUGUGAAUGCACCAAUGCUCACCCUCCCUAAGCACGCCCUGACUGUAGGCUCCUACUGUCUAAGGUUCACUGCAGUUCUUCUGGGGACUCCUUUGCUACAGGAGCGCACCAUCACAGUCAACGUAGUGCACAGCGAGCUGGUGCCCCUCAUCAAGGGAGGGUCACACAGGCUCUGGUCAAACCAUACAGACUUGCUUCUAGACGGCACUGAGUCACAUGAUCCCGAUAGCGAACCUGGAAAUGGAGAGCCCCUGCAGUUCUUUUGGGAUUACUCAGCUCAGAACACGGUGACUCCGACAUCCCUCCAGUCCCAGACUCCGAGAAAUUGCAGCACCUUCCUGGUCCCCCGUGAGCUGAUGCACCCUGGCAGUAUGCACCUGUUCACUCUCACUGUUAAAAAAACAGGGAGACAACCUGCGUCCACAAGUCAGUCUGUGGUGGUGCAGGCCGACCGGACGCUGUCUGUGAGCGUGGCUUGUGUCUCUUGCGGUUCUCUCUCCUCUUUGCGGUUCAACUACGGCCGUCCUGUUGCUCUCUCUGGAUCGUGCCCCUCCUGCAAUGGCAGCUUGCAGUACAAGUGGUCAGCUAAGAGCUGGAACGGCGAUGUGUUGAAGCUCAGUGAGGUCACAACCACCACAGGGGACAUCUCUCCAGACCUGGUGGUAAGACCAGGCAUUCUGCUGGGUGAGCUCAGCUACACCUUCACUCUCAAUGUGUCUGAACGUGGCCUUGGCAUCUGCGGUUCAGCCAGCCUCACUCUGCUACCCAACCGCCCUCCCCAUGGGGGGGUGUGCACGUUAACUCCAGAAGCAGCCGUUCAUCUCCUGGAGACCAUGGUGAUUUACAAUUGCUCAGGGUGGAAGGAUGAUGAUGGUGACGCAGCCCAGUUGAUUUAUGCCUUGAAGGUGGAGGUGUGCGAGGAAUACAGGCGGUCUUGUAAUCGCCACACCUUGUACAGGGGCACCCAACAAAACCAUGGGACUUUUGUCCCUCUGGGCCACUCUGUCCACAGAAGCAUUCGGUCUGUCAUUACCGUACUGGUGCAGUUAGAAGACAACCUGGGUUCCACUGUCACUGCACUGAACAGGACAUUGACCAUCCUUCAACCCAAAGCAGAGCACAUGACUACUGGUUGGUUGAGGAACAAGAGUCAGUCAGAGCUUUGGACUCUCAUUCAGCAAGGAAAGCCCCAGGAAGUCAUAUCCUACUCCAUUGCUCUAAGCAGCCAGCUCAGCCAGGUGGAAGAUAUCAGCGAGCAGGACCAAGAGAACAGGAUGGCCAUUCUCAGGAAUAUGACAGAGACGCUGGCCUCACUGCCUGUGUCAUCGCUGCAGGAUGCCGCACGGAUCAGCUCCGCUCUGGCACGGUGCAGCCCCUAUCCGAGUAAGCUGGCAUGUGAAGGUUGUCAGGAGAAGGUUCUGGAAGCUACGGCGAAGAUGAUCACCGUGAUUGGGGAGCAGGCUGAACCGGGCGAGAUUACACCCAUCGAGGCUGGCGGGAGUAUUCUACAAGUGCUGGGCAGCAUGAUAGCUCUGGGCGUAGAGCCCUCGACCACCUCUGUACAGCACAAUCGAUCUGAGCUCCCAGUCGCCACGGAUACCGCAGUGACCGCCUACAGUCAGGUGGGGGAGCUGAUGCGUUCACUUAUGCGCUCUCGGAUGCGAGGCGAGGAGGCUCUGGCCCUGCGUGGUCCACGGAUCAGCGCCACGGGCAGGCGCAGCGACCCGGCAGGCCUCCUGUGUUCCGAGCCCUCGGACACGUGCCCCUUCUACGUCCCGCCGAGUCUGGGCGACCGACUGCGGGCCGAGAGGGAAGAGGUGGUGCAGAUCCUCGUGGACCUCGAUAGCGGUGGUGCCCUCUUGUCGGAUGUCCAGCCGCCCAUCUCCACCACGCUGGCCGCCAUGGAGUUCCUCACACCUCAGGGAAGGCCUAUUCCUGUCGAGAACCUCCCUCCGGACCAGGCCAUCCAUGUUUUGCUGCAGAACCGUCUCCCCGCUCGAGGGCGAGACCAGCUGAGCAAGGAGGCCACUACUCUGGACCUCGUGCUUCAACCUGAAGGAUCCCUCAACUUUUCCGUGAGAGCUGUGGAGACAGAGCCCGAUGGCGGUCUCUUCAUCGCCUUUAAUUUCAGUCUGCUUCCAGGGAGUGGUUUCGAGGUCAGUGGCCAGGUGACCAUCGUGGUGGGCACGCAACCAUUCCCCUCUCACUCCCAGCAUGCCUACAAGCAUGAGCUGCCCAUCUUGCUCAGCACUGCCUCUCCGGCGCUGGAGGAAACCAUCUUCCUCACCCCACUGCGGAACCGCUCUGGACAGGAGCUCUAUGUGAGCCUCAACAGCUCCCUGAAUGGGCGCUCCGCUCAGCUCUCCGUGCGUGUGUUCGGCUCCCUGUGCCGCUACUUCAGCACGGCAGAGCGGCGCUGGAGCAGCGAGGGGCUCCGGCCACUGAGCGGAAGCAGCCGUCGUGAGGCACACUGCCUCACCCGGCACCUCACCGCGUUCGGGGCCAGCAUCUUCGUUCACCCGGACGCCGUCGUGCUGCUCCCGCCGCCAGCUAAGCCGUCCAGGAAUGUGGCUGUAGGACUUGUGUGCGGGUUUCUCCUGCUGCUACACCUGCUCAUCGCUCUGAUCGCUCACAAACUGGACCACCUGGACGGCGCUCGACUGAGCUGCGUCCCGCUCUGCGGACACCCGGGUCGCUACCAAUAUAGAGUUUUGGUCAAGACUGGCUGGGUCAAGGGAUCGGGCACCACAGCCCACGUGGGUCUAAGCCUCUACGGCCUGAAUCGGAGUGGCUCGCGCCACCUGCGGCAGGAUGGAGCCUUUCAGAGGAACGGUCUGGACGACUUUCAGCUGGAGACCGACGCCAACCUCGGGGAGAUCUGGAAGAUUCGCAUUUGGCACGACAAUACAGGACUGGACCCAUCCUGGUACCUGCAGCAUGUGGUUGUGUGGGACCUGCAGACGGACAACAUGUUCUUUUUCCUCGUGGAGGACUGGCUGUCUGUGGAGAACGAGAAGAACGACGGCAUGGUGGAGAAGGAGGUACUAGCAUCCUGCCCACAGGACCUGCGGCAAUUCCGACGGAUCCUGCGAGCUCAGUUGACUCAUGGGAUGUUUGAACGGCAUAUUUGGGUGUCGCUGUGGGAGCGCCCGGCCCACAGUGGCUUCACGCGCACUCAGAGGGUGACGUGUUGCGCACUCGUACUGCACCUCUACCUGGCUGCGUCUGCCGUCUGGUACGGUGCUGUCGGGAGCACAGCCAGCAGCGGUCCCGUUUCAGCCCGGCUGCUGGUGAACGCAGAAGCUCUGGCGACUGGCAUGACGGUGGCCGUCCUGAUAUUUCCCCUUCAGCAGCUGUUCUGCUUCCUGUUUCGGAACACGUGCAGCAAGGUAACGGUCGAGGAGUCGGCACCACCAAGUCCCGUGUGUCACACCGUUGAGAUGGAUGUGCACCUGGACCACCUGAAGAUGACUAGCUCCUCCUUCCUGUCCUUGCCCAGAGGACUGGACUCCGUUUCGGAUGCAGGAUUCCCGUCCACAGAGUCACUGGAAAGUAAGAAUGUAGAAUACGCCUGUUGGAAUACCGCAGAACAGAGGAAUGAAAGAACGGACUUGUGGAUGUCCUCCGACAGUAUCUUCGACGUCCCAGAGCUGCUGGCGGCCCCACCCCUGGCUCAGACACGAUUGCUGAAGAGGAAGAAGGCCCAGCUGCAGCUGUACCUGGGCUCCCCAGCUGGCUUCUCAGGACAGGUCCAAUCUGACCAAGCUUUCGCACACAGCCUAUGGGAGAACCAUCUCACACUCUUCGAGGAGGAUCCGAUCGAGUCUGUAGCUCCAGAGCUGAGCAGCAGCACACCUUCAGACAGAGUGACGUCGGACAGUAGCCGCCGCUCCCCCUGCAGGACUGUGCUGUCCGACACGCGAUGGAGCUCCUGCAGCGGCUUGUCGGAACCUGACCAGGACAGACCUCCGUAUGGGUCCAGGCUCCACAGGCCGGUCUCUUCCCUCUCCAUGUUCAGCACAGCCAGCACCUUCCUGCCCAGCCCAUCCCCGGACUCUGUGGGGUCCGCCUCUGUUACGCGCAUUGGUGUUGCCCGCAGUGCCCCCAGCUGGCGAUUCCCACCCUGGAUGCUAAUGGUGACAUACCUGCUGGCUGGGCUCGUGCUGGGGGGCUGCCUGGCCCUCAUAACACUUUAUGGCAGCAGUUUCUCUAAUUCCAUCCUGCUAAUGUGGCUCAUCUCAGCUGUCUCAGCUUUCCUGACCUCCGCUUUGCUCCUGGAGCCUCUCAAGGUGUGUGUCCAGGCACUCUUCCUGGCUGCAGUUGUGAGGCCAGUGGAUCCAGAGGUGGAGGAACGGCUGAGCCAGGAGCCAGCGGUGAAGAGAGGGCCUUUGGAGCAAGGGGACAAAGUGCGCCCCCCAUGUGGAUAUGGCCUACUUCAUGCCAAGGAGGAAGCCCACAAGGUCCGGGCCUUGAAGUCACUGAUGAAGAGCUGCAUGGUGCACAUGCUCUUCCUGUUGGCUAUUCUGCUGGUAAACUACCAGAACACUGUCCAGGACACUCAGGUCAGGCUGUUGCGCUCUGCUGUCACGCGCUCUCUGCUUUCAGCUUCGCCCGGGACCCAAAGCCUCAGAAGUCUGGCAGGGUGGACUGAGGUCUGGCAGUGGAUGGACAGGACUCUUGUACCGCACCUCCACCAGAGCCCCAUGCUCUGCCUUGUGGGGUUGCCACGGCUACAGAGAAUACAGUCUCAGGACAGCUGCUGUGCUGAGGCCGGGCCCUACGGAGGAUCUCGCAGCGCCUCGCUAAUGCCGCCCGUCUCUGCUUCCUCACAAACCCCACCUGUGCACCCGAGUGCUUCAGCCCUUUACACCAGCUCUAAACACCGCCUCCUUUCCUGGGUGUGGCCACCGUGGUUUUGUAGGAAUGAGGGUGGAUCAGAGGACAUUGUGGAUCUGGGGAACAGCAGUGAUGCCACACGCCAGAUCCUGACCGACGCGCAGUCGGCACACUGGCUCUCCGCCACGACUCGGUCAUUGUCUGUAGAGUUCACACAGUACCACAGAGAAACCUCUGUCUUCAUCUCCGUUACCGUGGUACUCGAGUGUUCGUGGAUGGACACCAAGCCCUCCAUCUCAGUCCAUCCUUUUCUUGUUCCACCGUCCUCCUCAGGCCCCGACUUACAGGUGGCCCUGCUGGUGCUCCUGCUGUGUUUUGCUCUGUCCUUCUUGGGCAGUGAGCUCUGGGCGGUGGUCAGGGGUCAGGGACAAGGCUGGUGCUCCCUCCAUCUCCUAGUGUCCCUGCUGUCCCUGGCAAGCGCGGCGCUACGACUCUCCUUCUUGUCUGCAACGUCCUCCAGUCUAUCCCGCCUCCGCUCUGCGCCGCAGACCUUCGUCAGCUUCCGCAGCUCUGCCCUGCUGGGCCAGGCGAGCGCUCAGCUCUCUGCCCUGCUGCUCACACUGUUGAUUCUGAAGAUGGCGGGUGCGCUGCGGUUUGUGCGCCGCUGGGUCGUGUUUGGCCGGGUCCUGCAGGCGACCUGGAGAGACUUGUGCUGGGCUGCCGUUCUCCUGGUGCUCCUCUUGUUGUUCUUCACACACAUCGGCUGCCUGCUGUUCUCCAGCUCAGUGGGGGGUUUCAGGACAGCAGGCCAAGUCUUCCUCACCCUGAUGUCAGCUCUGCGUGGGCGAGGAGGCAUGAGGCAGCUCUGUGAGCGCCACCCAGUGCUGGGGGUGCUAUAUUGGCUUUCUCUGCUGGGUGCAAGCCUCUGGCUGCUGGGCCGGCUCUGCGGGGCUGUGCUGCUGCACUCCUACAGGACAGUACAGGCAGAGAUGUACUGGCCCACUAUUGAGACCCAAGAUUACCAGAUGGUGGAGUUCUUCAUUAAGAGACUCAAGCUCUGGAUGGGUCUCAGUAAGACUAAAGAGUUCAGACACAAAGUAAAAUUUGAGGGGAUGGUGUCCCCACCAUCCAGGUCCUCCCAGGGCUCCGAGUUCUCCGGGUUCUCAGAGGACCACAGCCCGUCCAGUCUUAGGCUGGCUUCCGCGACAUCUCUGGGAUCUGAGGACUCGGGCUUGUCUGAGAACUACGACAUUCAGUCCUACCUUGACCGACUGCUUCCCGCUGUCAAUGCCCUACUGUCGCAGUUUGAUCGGGUGAACCAGGUGACAGAUAACCUGUGCCACCUGGAGCAGGAGUUGCUGAGGGCACAAAUCAGGAUUUCCCAAAGACAGCGGCAGCAGGGAGUCAGAGUGAGCGAUGCGUGGAGGAGAUCGUUACCAUCAGCAUCUCCGCAAGCCUUCCCCCCUCGGUCUUCCUCAGUUCGAAAAUCUCCUCUCCCAUGCUCCUUUGCUCGUGUUCCAGCCCUCCCUCGCACACCCACUUCCCCACUGGAGGUGCCUUUCCCUUGGCAGUACCCACAUCUCGUAAAAGCAGUGAACAGUGCCCCGGAGAGCAGCAACGGGCCGGUACGCAGGGUCUCCGGCACAGACGCCGGGGUCGGACCGGUCCCGGUGCGCCGAGCCUGGCACUCAAGCACCUCCCACUCGGCAGACGUAGCCCAGAGAACUGCCCAGGCCACUGGCAGCAGCCCGCGGGCGCGUCCCAGGAGCGAGGAGGGCAAUAGGAGGCCGGUCUGCGAGCACGUCCCCGUGAAGAGGAGAGCCUGGCAUCCCGAGGGGGAGACGGGGAAGGACUGAACGUACAGGCGAAGUUUCCAUGGCAACUGCCAGCGACUUUGCGAGCAAGACAAAGGGAAAUCCCAGACAGGCACCGUUGUUUUGCCUCGGCCUGGCAGUGGUGGAAAACGGUGCCAAAACCAACAUCAGUGUGACCGCCGCAUAAUUUGAUGC